AUGCAGACAUCCACCUACAACCUGAAGUCUCAUACUUCCCACUCCUAUUCGUCUAACAAUCCUAUACUACAUGUAGCACCGCCCUCAACCGUCAGCAAGACUCACAUUCACACACCAAACACCCAUAACCUGGUCAGCUGGUCAGCUGGUAAGCUUAUUAGACAUGCAUAUAUGCCACCUUCUCCCCUUUCUCACACACUCCACACACCCAUCAAAGAGCGCAACAAAAUAUAA
This is a messenger RNA of Morchella importuna, 234 nucleotides long. RefSeq lists its product as uncharacterized. Bases 1 to 234 code for a protein of 77 amino acids. The transcript is spliced from 4 exons. The record is from RefSeq and is a predicted model, not a curated record. NCBI's taxonomy places the organism in Eukaryota, Fungi, Ascomycota, Pezizomycetes, Pezizales, Morchellaceae.